AUGUCUUUAGAGAAAACAUUACUAACAAGUAAUUCUAAUUAACAAAUUGUUGAUGUCGAUGAUUAUGAAAAAUAAGAACGAGAUAGUGGCUAAUAAUAAAACAGUAUCUAGAGUUAUCAAAAUAUCACAAAUUAACUGAAAAUUAGUUAAGAAAGCUAAGCAAGACAGGGCAGUCUGGGAUUCAGUUAACGAUACUCUUAACAGAGCUAUUAGUAUAAAAAUAGAAAAACAAGUUUUUUGAUAUUUUUAUUCAAAUGCCUAGUUGUGUUAGUCAUUCUUGUGUCGAUAAAUAUAGCUUCUUCUAUAAAAAAUUACACUUAUAGCGAGUAUAUAGGAUUAACAGUAGCCUUUAUUGUAUCUUUUUGUUGCUUUUUGAGAUUUUAUUACUACGACGAAACAAAAACAUCCUCAAUAUUAGUGUUAUUUUUUUUCUCAUAUCUUAGCUAGGGAUAUCUGUAUAUUUAUUCUCAUUGUUUUUUUAUCGACAAUAGUUCGUUAUAAAACCUGACUCUGAUGUUUCUCUCUUAUAUAUGUGGAGAUACAUUAAUAAUUAUUUUAUAUUCAUUUUUGAAUAUUUAAAAAGAUUAUAUAGUUUAAAUUUUGAUAGCUGUAAUUCACCUGAUUUCCAUGAUCUUUUUGAUGGUGUUUUUGAGGGAUUAUGCCAGUAUAGCUAUUUCUUGUAUUUUUAGUUAUUUUUACAUUAUAAUUGCAUAUGUAGUUUCUCAGGAAUAAGCUAGUUCUGCCCUUAAUAAUCUAUAUUAAGCUACCAAAUUAUGGCUCUCUCUUAGCAUUUAUGUCAUAACCUUAAUAAUGGUCACUUUUAUUCUCUUUAUCUUCUUAUGA
Tetrahymena thermophila SB210 is the source of this 843-nucleotide messenger RNA. RefSeq names its product transmembrane protein, putative. The transcript has a single exon. The record is from RefSeq and is a predicted model, not a curated record. Lineage: Eukaryota; Ciliophora; Oligohymenophorea; Hymenostomatida; Tetrahymenidae.